Kwoniella botswanensis is the source of this 642-nucleotide messenger RNA. RefSeq lists its product as uncharacterized. The transcript has a single exon. The record is from RefSeq and is a predicted model, not a curated record. Bases 1 to 642 code for a protein of 213 amino acids. Lineage: Eukaryota; Fungi; Basidiomycota; Tremellomycetes; Tremellales; Cryptococcaceae.
AUGAAGUUCAGCAUCCACUGUCAAUACUUGUUGGACAACAUUCGAAAGAUGAAGGAUAUCAAGAGUCUUGUCAUGCCUAAAGAGUUGAUGAUUACCCUGAACGAAUCGAAAUCUGGACCUAGUCUGAUGACAUUGGUAGAAGAGAUGUCCACAUUAGUAGAAGGGGUCACUAUGACUACGCAAUCCUUGACAUGUACGACCAUACAUGGCUUCUUUUCUAAUCCUAUCCAAUGGCCCGAAACAACCAAACUCAAACGAUUGGUAGUACAACUCCGAGCUGAAGAACCGGAUAUUCCAACCAAUUCACCCGACACGAAGUUAGAAAAUUUUGCCAGUAUCAAAGAUGGUGGUUUAAAAUAUCUCUGCAUAAUCUUCAAUGCUGGAGGGUCAUCUUAUUCUAUUCGCUCUCUUUCGAAAUUAAUCAAAACUCUACCAGCUUUCUCGCAGAUUGCAGCGGGGAUGCUGAAAGUGGGCGGUACCGGUUGUGAAUAUGCCUUGAAGGUUACAGGAACGCUUUAUGGGGAAAGCAAAGAACAGGAAAUGGGUGAGAUGCUCACAACGUUGCUGAGAAGGGAGAUGAUGGAGAUCUGGAAACAGCAGCCUCAACCUGUCGGUUGGAGAAGGCUGACACGGGAGGAGUAG